AACAAUAUGAAAAAAAUAGGUAUUGGUCUAAGAUUGUAAACAAAUUUUUUUUCUUUUGUUUCUCGAAACAUAGUUUUUAAGUAUGUAUUCUGUUAAAGGUGAAAAAAGUAUUCAUCGUAUCGAAGAUAAGAUCACGAUCGUUUGUUUAUUUUAAAAACGCGUCGGUUAUAUAUCGGUGCGAUACUUCGUAGUCGUGGCAAAAAGUGUGGCAUGUGACCGUGUGUGAGACAAUGUGGUGGGCGGGUGGAUCCUGCAAUCUCCAGAGAUACAAGUUCCUUGUUCUCCUAAUCUUGAUAGGCUGCAGCGAGGCGUACCUCAACAUUUUCAUCAGCCAAUCACAAGUUAUGAAACUGAUGGGACUCGAGGGGGAAUUGUACUACGUCAGAGAGGGGGUGGUCAACGCGUACGCCAUGAAUUUUGUCGUUCCGGUGCCAGCGAAUAUAGCAGAUCUUGAAUUUUCCUGGCAGAGUUUAGCCCGCCACCCGUUACCGUAUUCUAUGGAGUUAGAUUACGACGUGGUGAGAGUAGCGGGUGGAGCUUCGGGUAUGAUGGCUUUACUGUCUCCGAGGGUGAACGUGUCGGCCAAAGGCGAGGUCCCCAUCGUCCUACAAGUCUUUAGGAUCAGACUUCCUUGUUCCGGUCUUGUUAGUGCCGAAAUUCCUUUGGCCCUCAGGCUGAACGUCACCGCACCUCCUGGUACCAAAUACAACGACACCAUACUCAUCUUCAAAAGGAACAAAAUAUGUUUGAAGGCUAUUCGGCAGCUGACACCGACGGACUUGCCAGAAGUUCGGUAUUGGUCAGAGUCGACCAACGGCCCGGAAGCGCGAAUUCCGGAAGUUACGCGACCAUAGCCGACCUGGAGCCGCUUUAUGCUAGGCCUUGUGGAUCCAGAGCGAGUUACUAUGCUGCCAGUCAUGUCACGCAUCUCAGUCAGUCAACGGACCCCUGCGAGAAGGCAAGGGCACUUUCAGUACCGAGAUCAGCACUUUAUUGUCGUAAUCUCGUACAGGAAGGAACCUUUGGACGUGUGUACAGAGGAACUUUGGAUAUGGGUGGUCGAGAACAAGAAGUAAUCAUCAAGACGGUAACAGAGGUGGCAUCCGCUUAUCAAGCAUCUUUACUCGUUGUGGAGGGUUCGCAGUUAGCUGGUCUGGUCCAUGAGAACAUAGCCUCCUUAGCGGCAGCUUGCCUUGACGGUUCUUGCCCAUUGUUAGCGUACACGAGUACGCAGGGAGAAUUAAAUUUAAAACUCUACCUUACCGAUGGGAGUUACCAUCCCGUGACCAGAGAUCUGGUGAACGUUGGUGCUCAAGUUGCCAGAGCUGGAGCUUUUCUGCACGGUCGCGGUCUUUUGCAUAGGGAUAUCGCUGCCAGAAAUUGUUUGAUAGAACCGAGUAGCCUUCGAGUUAGAUUAGCUGAUGCUGCCUUGGCUCGAGAUCUCUUUCCUCAAGAUUAUCAUUGUCUUGGAGACAAUGAAAACAGACCGAUACGUUGGAUGGCUUUGGAAAGUCUUCAACACAAUCAAUAUAGCACUGCGACGGACGUGUGGUCCUUUGGCGUAUUCCUUUGGGAAUUGGCAACAUUGGGUCAACAACCAUACGUUGACGUUGAUCCAUUCGAAAUGAUGGCCUGCCUUAGAGAUGGAUAUCGAUUGGCUCAACCAAGACCUUGUCCCGACGAGCUCUUCGCCGUUAUGGCUGUCUGUUGGCUCGGCCUUACGAGGGAUCGACCAACGAUGCCACAACUUCUCGCCUAUUUGCAGGACUUUCACGACGCUCUAGGUGGUUUCAUAUAAAUCUUCGAUCUCUGAUUAGAAGAGAGAGCCCCUAAUCAAAGACUCUAAAUAUCGAUAAUCAAAUGUAAUAUUCUGAAAUCAAAUCACAUGAAAUUGAAUUUUCUCUGCCAUCUUGCGAGAUAAUGGAAUAAUUUUUUGUUCUAUUUGUCGCAUACAUUUUGCUAAUACUUUAAAAGAUUUGUCUUCUCUCUUUUUCUUUUCACUCUUGAUUUUUAUCUGGUCCAGAUAACCGCGCAACAAUUCUCGCCAAUUCGAUUUUACGAUCGAAGCACAUACGCGCGUGUAUGUCCGUCCAUGCUUUUUAAAGGUCUUGUGGAAAGAAAAAAUACAGAGAGAGAGAGAGAGAGAGAGAGAGAGAAAAAGAAGAAGGAAAGAAGGAAAGAAAGAUAUGCGCCUGUCGUCCUGCAAUACGUCGUCUUUCAAAGUAAGACGCAUUUAUGACAAAAACGAUCUCUAAUGGGGUAAUCAUAUUUUCCUCUUUUGUUGGCAAUGCAAAUCAAAAUCACUGCCUUUUCAUUUACGAUAUUUGUUCGAGAAAAAAGAAGAGGAGAAAGGAAAAUUACAAUGAUCAUUCGUUGUUAACAAGAUAAGAAAAGAAAAAUGAAAGAAAGAAAAGGAUAAAAUUAAGCAAGUCGAUGAUGAACGAAAAUGGUAAUUACGACAUUUUUAAUUAGGACAAGAAAUAGAUAGGGAGAAAGAGAAAGAAGAAAGAGAGAAAGAGAAAGAAAGAAAGAGAAAGAGAAAGAGAGAGGAGAAGAGGACAGAGGGAGACACAAAGAAAGGAGAUGUAACCUUUCCUCGUUGAUCUUGGCAAAUGGCAAGCUUAGAAAAAAAAACUUCUAUUUCUCUUUCUCUCUUGUCAUAAUUAUAAAGACUCUUCGCGGAAGAUCGAGUCGGUAAACGCGCGUGUGCUCGUGCAGUCGUUCGAUUAUUAUUCAUUAACGAUUACGAUUGCGAAGUCUUUGAUUAUCGUAGACUCGAGGACAGAGAGAAGAAAGAGAGAGAGAGAGAGAGAGAGAGAGAGAGAAAGAGAGUGUGAGAGAAAGAAAGAGAGAGGGAAAGAGGGAGAGAAAGAAGGAAGGAAAGGAAAAGAGAAGGGGCGUGUGACUAGGCGCAUGUGAGCGCGAGCAACAGCAGCAUACACACAUACAUAUACAAUAAAAGAGGGAAACACGUUUACAGAAGCAAGACUCGAAGCACACUUAGGAAUCCUAUUGUCGAAUCUGACCUUCGAAAGGCGUACAUACAAAUACUAACGUACGAAGAAAAGAGUGAAAGAGUUAAGCGUGUUCAGAAAGAGAGAAACGUAUGUAUGAGUUAGGUGCGCACGCGCGCCUAUGCUGACUGGUUACGUAAAUGGGCGGUUUGACUAUAGGUAUCCUACUCUAUGUUAUGUAGCUGCUUUUAGCUACACUGCGAAAGUCAUGUCGAACGUAGAGAUACGUACGCACGUUACGCGCGAGGUAGCUCGAAUUUGCCGACACUGCUGCUGCUGCUGUUGUUGUUGUUGUUGUUGUUGUUGCUGCUGUCUCUCCUCUAUAAAUUUUGAUAAAUUCGAUAAAUUUCAACAAAAUGUCGUUUGUCACUCGAUCGCGAUCCAACGGUCUUCACUAAAGUCUAAUUCAACGAUGACGACGACGAUGACUGAUUUUAAUCAUUGCUAUUCUAUUUCUAAAUGUAUUCUAAUUAGAGCUAGCACUUAGCGGCCGAUUUUUUCGAACGAUCAUUCGAUUCGAUUCGAUUUGAUUAAAACGACCAAUUUCCUCGUUAUCGAGAAUUUUAAUUAGACAGAGCGAAAUGAAAAUCGACUUUCUUUGUUGUUAUUAUUAUUAUUAUUUGGGAUAAGAUUCAUCGAAUAGAUUUGUACUAAUAUUCAUAAUUAUAUAUAAUCUUAAAAGUCGAUUUAGCGCUAAUAAAUAUUUUCAAAUUAUUCGAAAAAAUCGACCGGCACGAAUAAUAUUUCGUCGACUAUUUAUAAAGAACUCCGUAGAAAAAUGCUGGCUCUAUGAAUUCUUAUUAAAUACUCGAUGUUUAUUAAAUGUUUCGCAUGUUUCCCGAUUACAAAAUCAUUAUAUUCCUUAUUCCUUUCCCAUCCUCUACUCCGGCGACGCUUUUUCCAAUUGUUUUUCCUCAAUAUUUCUCGAUGUGCUCUUUGUAAAAGAAACAAGAGAAAGAAGAGACAAAAAAUAAAAGAGAGAGAGAGAGAGAGAGAGAGAGAGAGAGAGAUGAAAAGAAGAAAAAAGAAUGCGUCGGAAGAGUUUUAGCUCUCUACUUUCUCGUACGUAUUAUUAAACUAUUUAACGACAACGAGUAUCGUCGUCUUCUUCUUUUGGAAAGAAAGAAAGAAAGAAAGGAAAAAGAAUAAAAAAAAGCCGAGCACUUUGAAUUAAACUCUAUUUAUAACAAAUUUAUUGCUCGCUAAUGUUUAAUAAUUAAAAAAAAAUCUGUAAAGCGAAUACAUUAAUUUAAGGAAAAUCGUUGGUACUUACGGCUAAUAGUCUUGUAAUCCGAUACUUGUAUUUCGUGAAUGUUAUUUCAAUGGAGGAACAGGGUUAGCCAUAAGUUGCAUACGCAUAUACGUGUAAUACACACGUAAAUAUACGCGGACGCGUAUGCACGCACAUCUUUUUUCGCUAUCGAUAUAUGCUGGAAAUCGCUUCAUUUCCACGACUAUUCAAAAUCCGAUUAAUAACAAUAACGAUUUAUCUAAUUUUACAUUUUUCGCGGGAAACACUCGCUGUACGAAUAAUUGAAUCGUUUGAUAGCAGCGAGAUAGAAAGAGAGAGAGAAAGAAAGAGACAAAAAGAAGAAGGGUGGACUGAUGUCCUCUUUAAUUUUGACUUUUUCAUCGUUCCCUUUAUGUCAACUUUUUCCUUUUACUUCGAAAACAGUCCACCCAUAUCUAAUUGAUCAUCAAUGAAUACCACGGACUUUUCAAAAGGAUUCACCAAGAGAUUCCAAACAGUUCCGAGUUCACUGUAAAUACCUUUAGCUAAUAAAAUGAUAGCGGUGCGGCGAGUGAGUUGAUUUGUGCAGAUUCUAAAUAUUAUUUCCUACGACGAUUUAUGGCAUUAUUUUUCAACGGAAUAAAAAAAUGCGAAGAAAUAUACAUGUUGAGAAGAAAGAAAAAAAAACAUGUCUUCCCUCGUCUAUCAUUACUCUCCAAACCUUAUUUACAAUUUUUAUCUCCAUGAGUAGAAUAUAUUAUUAACAUCAGUG
This is a messenger RNA of Polistes dominula (European paper wasp), 5017 nucleotides long. RefSeq names its product inactive tyrosine-protein kinase Dnt. The record is from RefSeq and is a predicted model, not a curated record. NCBI's taxonomy places the organism in Eukaryota, Metazoa, Arthropoda, Insecta, Hymenoptera, Vespidae. Gene Ontology annotation, biological process: axonogenesis; positive regulation of phosphatidylinositol 3-kinase/protein kinase B signal transduction; cell surface receptor protein tyrosine kinase signaling pathway. Gene Ontology annotation, molecular function: ATP binding; protein tyrosine kinase activity. Gene Ontology annotation, cellular component: signaling receptor complex; plasma membrane.